This is a messenger RNA of Pyricularia grisea, 288 nucleotides long. RefSeq lists its product as uncharacterized. The transcript is spliced from 2 exons. The record is from RefSeq and is a predicted model, not a curated record. NCBI's taxonomy places the organism in Eukaryota, Fungi, Ascomycota, Sordariomycetes, Magnaporthales, Pyriculariaceae. The coding region runs from base 1 to 288 and encodes 95 amino acids.
AUGGUCCUGAAGCAUGAUACCGGGCUGGUAGCUCCCGCGUCCGGCCUGUUUCUGAGACCACAAAGUCCAUCUCAACGGUGGCCCUGCAGCCGAAGCUGCUUCACAUUUCCUUCCUUUUGUCCCAUCUUAUUUCCUCCAAGUGAGGCGACAAUGCUAGCACAUCGACCAGUGAGGAGAGCUGCAUGCAAUGCCAGGGUGGGCUGGCAACGUGGCGUCGUAUCAGUAGCUCUUGGUCUCCUUCCGGAUUCAUCCCCGGUCCACACACGGCAAAGUAGUCAGUCAACGUAG